UGUUGAUUUAGAAACUCGUUAGCGUGCUUUUCCUCAACUUUUCAGUUUACAUGAAUGAGUACAUUUCCGGUUGUAGAAGGAAGUUCAACUUAUUUACCAGCACGAACGGCCAAGUAGUGCUAGCUACAGUUCGGACGGUUUGCUACUAUGAAAGUGUCCCGAUUUCAGAGGUAUUGUUUGAUGUCAAAUUUUGUGCUCUUUUGUAGGCAUGAACGAACAUACUGAUUCAUGAUACCAAUUUGACCUCAGUUAUUCACUAGAAAAGAACGUCUACGUAGCGCUGAGCUCUAGUGCUCUAUGGAAUAGAUAAAAAUGUUCAAUUGAUUGCCUAGAAGAUACUAUAUAUCUUUGAUUUUUUUUUCAAUGAAUGAUCGUCACGUUUCCUGUCAGAAGUUUGCACGAGUUUCGAUCGAAGAAGGUCAAAAUUAAUGCAUGUUAUCAAAACAAGAUCGUGUAUUUUCCAUGCGUGUAUUUUCUUUGCUAUCAAUUAUUAUUGCUUGACAAGCUAUAACAUACUCGCGUUCCUUACAGCAUUCAUUUAUUUCUGUCAAACUGAUGACGUGCUCCUUCAGGGCAAGUCGAACUUAGGAACGAACCGCACGCAGUCGCUUAGACACGAAGUUACAUGUCAUUUUUUCUGCUCUGUUUCUGAUCGGCUCAGUUGGAUGAAAACGGCUUGAAAUCAAAAUUAUCGCUUUUUAGCGUUCAGUUGACGGACUAGUUUUAUGCGGUCAUUAAAUUUUUAUACCGAUCCGUAUAAAAGAUUUCCCUAGACCUAAAACAAGUUAUUACAACAAGAAAAACAAACAUUCAGUAAGACUGUUUACGGUAAGACUUCUUGCUGGCUUCGAAAGAAUAAUUCAUCGUAAUUCCAAGCAAUGCUCCUUGCCCAUCUCUUUUUUAUCUUUAUGUUAAUAAUAAUGUUUCAAAAUUCAUCAAUAAUUCACCUAUUCAUGGUUAUGUUAAAAUCUAACGCUUUUGAAACCGACGUUGAAAUUACCGAUGGUAACCAAUCAAAAUUAAAAGGACGAUCCCGCGACUCCUUAAGCUCAAAAAAGAGGAGUAACUUAAGCAUCCUUAUUUACAAUUUUUGAGGUUGAUUGUUUCCGCUUUGUUUUGUCUCCAUGGAAAUGUUGAAAAAAUACAAUACCGUCUUAAUGGGUGGGAUAACGACUGAUAAGGAAGCGAAUUUUUUUCUGAUCGAGGACAUCGAUCCAUUUUGUUUUUAGCCGUAUCUGCUUGAUAUCUUAGAUUAAACGAUCAGGUGAAUAAGGAGCGCCCGCAAGGGGUAUACGUUGAAGGACCCCUGUUGUGAAAAACGGUGAACAGGGGAAUGAGUAUCAUCAGUUUACCAUUGAGCCUGUUCCAAGGAUUCGGAUAAAGCGGAAAAAUAAACUCGUACCCAGAUCUCACUCUGUUAAGGUGCGAGAUUAGGGGAAAGCGCAAAGAAAAUAGACAGAAUUAAAUUUUCAGUAACCACCAAAAUAUCGGCCAUGAUGGCCGCCAUUUUAAAUGACUAACCUAAGUUAAAUACCUGCCAAUUGUUUUAUGAUCACAUUGUAGAUAAAAAGCCGUCCAAUUUCACGCUGGCCUUCGUGUCUGAGCAACAUAAUUGUGACACCAGAGGUGCAACUUUGUAGCAUCUAAAUGCAGUAGCUUUAGAAUAAAUAUAAGAAAAUUCUGUCCAACAGUUAUAGGAUGUUAUUAUUGGAAUGAUAUUUCUUUAUCUUUAGGUAAAAAGACAACUAAAAAAUUGUUUAAAAGAACACUAUAUUACUAUUAUCUUGCUCAGUACUAAUAACUGCCAUACCGACCCUCGUGUGUUCUUAGAUAUUUUUGUGUACUUUCCUUUUUAAUUUCUCUCUUUUACAUUUCAAACUUCAAAUACUUGUCUUUUUUUUCUCUUUUAUCCUAAAUAAAACUGUUAUUUACUCAUUGGGCUUGAAAUUAGUUUUACUAUUGAUAAUGUUAUCUUGUGAUAAUGAUAUCUUCGAAUCCGGUAAUAUAAAUAAAUGGAUGAAAUAAUAAAAUACAAAAGAAAAUACAAACGAAUAACCUCACAACCCAUGUUUGAUUAAAUUCCGUCUUUAUUUCAACAGGCGUGGUGAGAUUUCUGAGCAGAUCUACAACUUCAUCAAUGGCGAGUUUAUUCCCCCUCUUGGAGGAGCAUUUGCUGAGACAUUAAAUCCAAGUACUGGAGAAGCCCUAUGCAAGUAUCCUCUAUCGACCAUUUUGGAUGUACAAAAAGCGGUGGAAGCUGCGAAAUCUGCGCAAAAGCAAUGGUCUAAAAUGUCUACGGUACUGUCACCUGAUAUAAAUUGUUUGCAUCUGACACUUUAUAGAACCUCUAAUAGGGCGUUUUCACUCACGUAGCCAGCAUCAAUGCAAAUUUAUUGGAACAAAAGAAAGCGUUUGCAUAAGAAAAGAGUUCAACUCCCACAGGAUUAGUUCGGGACGCCCACAAGGCCGCCGUUUCACUGUUCGGGACACCAAUAUGGCCGCCGUGACGUCAUGUGAAAACACUCUAUUUGAACUCGACUUGGUGAUUCAAAGCUAAAAUUUCCCACAAAUGUCAAGGCCUCUAGAACAAUUUAAAAUUCGAGCCUUUUCCGCCCGGCCAAUCAGAGGGAAAGGUGUAAAGUAAAAGACAAUUACAUCACUCGUGACAAACGUCUGAUUGAUACUGCGCGUCCACGUGACAUGGCCUUAAGCCAAUGGCAUUGCCAGGAAUGGAAAAAGUACUGACAUUUUCUAAGUUAAAACUAUUUGUUGCCAAAAAUUGCCACUUCACAUAUGGUUCGCAAUCUGAUAAGUUCAUUGUAUGCUUACUAAAAAUUUCCAUUAUAAUUCACCAUAUAUCACAACUGCCAAGGUUUUAAAGAGCACAUUUAUCUUCCGAAUUUUAAAAUUUAAACACUGGUUUUUUAAUUACGACCUCAAUAUUAGAUCAAUGUUCUACUUCUUUUAUUGUUUGUUAUUUGUUUUUGUCUCAUGCAUGCUUUUUUUACAUCAUAAGAUCAAGAGAGCCAACGUAUUGAACCAAGUGGCUGAACUGUUGGAGAAAAGGUCUGAAGCGUUUGUUCGCGCGGAGAUUAUGGACCAGGGACGAGCUAUCCAAGGCGCCAGCAAAGAGUACAAUGAUGUUCACAGAGAGGUCCACAAUAUCAAACACUUUACUGCUUUAGCGAUAGCCAUGACAGAAUCAGCGACGAAAACAAAUGGUAAUGAAUUGGGUUUUAUCCGGUCCAGUUAUCAGGAAUGAAACUUCCUCUCACAAUUGAAAUUUUGAGAAAUAAAAGAGCGGAAUUUUCACAUUUAUAAGGCAAAAUGCUUGAAGAAAAGAGAGAGAACCAACAACAAACUCAACCCACAUAUGGCGUCGACGCUGGGAUUUCCAACCCGAGCCACAUUGGCAUCGGCAUGAGGGGAGUUCUCUCACGAUUGCAUACAAUGCCAGUUUAAGAGGAUUUUGCGUGGUGAAAAAUUGGUGUUUGCUAACAUUGAAAGAGUCGCCUGAAAUCUCCCAGAACGAAAAUGGGAAUUGGCUUGGGAAAGAAUUCGUUUCCUUGAUCAACUAUUUUGUUUCUGAAGGAAGAGUCUUUACCGACAUCGGCAUAACAGUCGCUGUCAAAAUAGCUUAUUUCGAGUCUACAUGGGAUUCACAAACAGAAUAUACUGUAGGCCGGUUAUUGUUCUAAAGUGAUCUAUUUUCUUUCUUGAUAGAUUCUGUCAGUUAUUCGUGCCGUUAUCCUUUGGGGGUGAUCGGAAUUAUCACUUCUUGGGCGUCACCUCUACACUCGGUGUUGUGGCACGCCAUUCCAGCGCUGGCCUGUGGUAACUGCGUUAUCAUCAAGCCGUCAUGUCUGGCACCAAUUGAAAUUCAUUUACUGGCAAAAACAUUUAGUGAUGCAGGUAAUUAACUAAACACAUGAUUGCCAGUCCCGGUCUCGUUCCAAAAAAAAUUCGUAUAAAACAGGAAAAAAAUUACCACCAGGACAACCAAACACCUAGAAUUAGUAUCGCCGAUCCCCAUAUCAACACCUGAUUGGAACAGGAAAACCAUUAGAGCAAUCCCCCUACCUCCCCCCCCCCCCCCCCCAACAAAAAACCCCCCCCCACCCACCCCCCCCCCCGCGUCACAGACAAAAACCCCCCACCACACCAGCAGGACGAGAGACAACAACCGAACAAAAAUUUCUCUUUCUAAGUUAUAUAUCACCCACGACAAUUUAUAACAUCCCCCCCCCCCCCCCCCCCCAAAAAAAAAGGCCCUCGCAUCCCUGGCGGCGCUAGUGGUAAAGUGAAAUACACCUGGUCAAAAUAAGGGGGAAGGGCGCUGAAACACUCUUAAAAUUUCUCUUUCAAAGAUGUCGUGCCCACAAGUGAAAUUUAAAGAAAUAAAAUCAAAGAGAACUAGUUGCCUGUGUUCAGUAGCUUUUGGGUUAAGACUGCAAGUGUUGUAGUUCGAUUUAUUUAUUUAUACAUUUAUUUAUUUGCUAGCGGAGCCGCGAAAAGAUUGUCUCCGCUUCCAAGAAAGUACCCCGGGCAUAACAAUCCCGCCAGCUACGUAGGCUCGAGAGCUACUGGAAUUCUUUUUGAUGUAUCCAUACGCAACCUGGGGAGUGAACCCCAAGGAUUUCUGAUGUUGCUGCCUGUUAAAGCCUUAAAUAAGGACCUGACUUAAUUCUUAAGCUAAUUAGUCUUUUAAAUCUUUUGUAAACAAGGAGUACCGAAAGGUAUAGUGAAUGUGGUGUAUGGUAAAGGAGACGCUAUUGGGAAAACCAUAACUCAACAUCCCAGUAUGAAGGCAUUGGUCUUUGUAAGUACGUCAUUUGCAAAUAUAACUAACCUAAACACUCGGAAUGACUGACACAAAGGAACACAGCUAUAGAUAAUAGUUUCCUUUGAAAUCAGGAAGAUGACUGUAAGUGACUGACUGUACGUCCUCAAGGUCGUCACAUUUUGAUCAUUAAUUAGCAAUGAGAAUCGAAGCCACAGACCUCCCAACAAUAAACGUUUGGUAAGUUCCAACUUAUAGCCCAAGAACUUACACCACAGGCUUGACUGCAAGAGGUUUUUCAUCAAACGCACAUGGUUUGAUGUUCCUUAUUUACUAAAACAGCAGUAAAAGGUGGAAACCUUACCUUAUCAAUCCCGAGGGGGAGGGAAGUGGUUCACUCCCGUUUGAAAGCAACGGCUUUGGUCGUCAGAAAAUUAGAACUUAAUCCCUUAAGUAUGCCAAUCUGGGUGUUGCUUUAUUCGGAACCCUAAAAUAGACCAUGCUAAACAACGUACAUUUCUUGUGUUUUGCUUAUCAGGUAGGAAGUGAAAGGACUGCUUGUAAAGUCUUAAGAGAUAGAAGUGACCAUCUGCUUUUUACAAAGAAGAUUUCGUUUAACUUGGAAAACUGUCAUGCAAUGAUUAUCUUUGACGACGCAGAUCUAGACGAAGUCCUUCCAGCUGCAAUUAGGGGAAGGUAAAUUUAAGAUUGGACGCUUUAUGUACUGUAUUAGACUUGAGACAAUUAGACAGUGAACAUUAAUAUAAAGACAACUUGUUAUUUUGAUGCACAGUUUAUAAACUAUGCGAUGUAUGUCACUUUUUCAGGUAAGUGCUCCAUCAUUGUUAGCUAAGUUGUUCCCUAAAUUAAAAUGGCUCAGCAAAACGGAAAUGCUUUUUUGUCAAUCGUUUGACUUUUUGUUCUUAAGGAUAAAACCUGACCUUCGUUUAACCCAGUUCUACCAAUUUUUUUCCUAAUCGCACUCAUGAAAUAUGAACUGAGUUGUCAGAAAACUUCAACAGUGGUAUGCACUUUGUUGCAAAAUUUGACUCGGGGAUUUACAGAAACUGAAAAUGCUUGAAAGGAACCCACUAAAAAUCUAUACUCUCUUUAACAGUUUUAAGUACUUAGUCAGUACUUAACAAAGAAAACUCAUCAAAAAGGUUACCUGUAGAGUGCGGUAUUCGUAGCUAAUACUGUUUAUACAUACGAGUAAAGAUCACUACGAUGGUGGAUCAGGAAACUCAUUGAAAAUAUUGCAUUUGUUUUCUUUUGUUUUGUCUUCACACAGUUUCCUUCAUAACGAGGGUCAACAUGUCCAUUCUGUCAAUCGAAUUUUUGUUCAAACAUCCAUUCUACAAACGUUUACUGAUAAAUUUAUCAGAGUCGUGCAGAGAUUGAAAAUUGGAAAUCCUUCUGAAAGCAGCAUACAGGUAAGAACAUACUUUUUAAAUCUCAUCACGGCCGUUAUAUUAUAAGGGGCGAGGCGUUGCUUUAAGUAUAGCCAAAUACGAUACUUUCAAGAGUUUUCAUUUUAGUAUCUUGAUUUUAUGUUACUAAAUGGAGGGAAAAAUUAAAGUGGGUUGACUAUUAAGUCUCACCUGGUCUGCUAUUCUUUAACCUUAUAUUACUGUAUUUGUGUCAUCUUACGACAAGGUCGUCGGUAUAAUAAUGAUGAUGAUGACGGUGACGAUGAAGAUGAUGAUAAAGAUAACAAUCAAUAAUCAAAUUAAAUAAGCUCCAAUCAAAUCUAGUUCUAUUCUUAAGUGCAGUGGCGAAUCCAGACCUUCCGAUAAGGCGGGGGCCCGGUCAUCCAGACCCUGAGACAAGGGAGAUGCCCGGUCUCAAAAAACCUUUUUUCGGCCCUUGGGGCCUCAGUUUGGUCUAAAAAUAAGGAGAGGCCCGGGCCUCUCGGGCCUCUCCACUAGAUCCGCCACUGAAGUGAGUACUGAACCUCUUCUGUGUCCACUUCCUUAAUACUUUAACAUCAGCAAAAGGCGUUUUUCAAGGGUAUGUAUGUAGGGCUUACAUGAAUGAAUCAUGAUAACUCAUAAAUUUUCAAAGGGACAGACAUACAGACUAUGAAAAAUGUGUUUCUUCUGUGCAAUGCCAGCAAUAUAGAAAAUUUAUGCAAUUCCACCACUGGUCAGAGUCAAGCUCCAUUACAAUACUCCUUGACUGCUGAUCUGUUUUUUGACUUAUUUUUUUGUAGGUUGGACCUUUAAUAAGUAGGGAGCACAGGCAAAAGAUAAUAAACCUUAUCCAAGGAGCUGUAAACGACGGUGCAGAGAUCCUGUGCGGUGCCAAAAUUCCAAAACUAGACAGCAAGUUGAACAGAGGUUAUUUCUUAGAGCCCACCGUACUUGGAGGUUAGUUUAAGUGUUAGGUUUUAAUUAUGGUCUCGAGCGAAAUAUGAUUGCUUUGAGUCGAGAAUCUUGAAAAAGGUUUUUGAGGUCUGGGGUGUAAAUGACAUCAACAUUCGAAAACACAGCUAAAAUAAGGGUACUCAGCUAUGAAACCCCGUUAUUUUUUUAAUAUCUACCUCGAAUUAUAAAUUGAUGUGUCCCAAUAACCAGCUAUUAGUUACCUCAAUUGGCCCUGUAUUAGACUUCGAAACAGUCAAGUCCCGGGUAGAUAAACAGCGGGCCACUGACGUCAUUUUUCAAUAACUCUUUUUAUUAUUGGGCUUUUGACGACAGGAAAGGCUUGAAAUUAUGAGUGAAUAAUAAUACAUAAUGCAUAGAAGGAGUGCAGCCAUCAACAAGGAUUGCUCUUAAAACGAGGGACAUACGGAGAAAAUAAGAGACUGAGGAGGUAUCCAUGGCCAAAAAAGACUCCUGGGAUAAGAAAAAAAACCGUAGGUUCCGUAUCACGUCACUUCCCAGAUGUGACUCUUACACAUGAAGCAUUGAAAAAAAAAGACAAUGUCCCUCGGUGACUACCCCUAGCUAGUGUCUGUCUAUCAUGGUUUGGGGGAAUUGGUAAUAUAGGGAAGGGAUACACCUCCAAUUGGUUCUAUGAGUCCCGAACGUACCCAUCCCCACUGGGCAGGUUUUGUGCCUACUGAGGCUGAUCCAUGCAAGAAAACACUCUAAGAAGAGUAUUUUGAUUAUGGUGGGAUGCUAUGUUAUCCUAUUUUAUAUUUAAUAGGUUUUCAAAGCAAUUUUACGGACACUAUUAACACUAUGGANACCUCCAAUUGGUUCUAUGAGUCCCGAACGUACCCAUCCCCACUGGGCAGGUUUUGUGCCUACUGAGGCUGAUCCAUGCAAGAAAACACUCUAAGAAGAGUAUUUUGAUUAUGGUGGGAUGCUAUGUUAUCCUAUUUUAUAUUUAAUAGGUUUUCAAAGCAAUUUUACGGACACUAUUAACACUAUGGAGGUUCCAGGACCAGUGGUAAAUAUGAACUUAUAUAAAAUGAAUCAAAUGCCGCUUUCCUAAACUAAGUUGGUGUGAAUGGGGCAAUAAGAAGAGUGAGACAGGGGAGAAGGUGAGGCUUGCGUGGUUCGCGCGAGAAUCUCACGCUAGUACUUCGCGCCUCGCGCCUCGCGCCUCGCGCCUUGUAAACUCAUAAUUUGUAUUUAGGCGUUAAAAGUGUUCUAAACACAAAUGUGAAGGGAGCGGUGAAUGUGCCAAAAUUGCAACAAAGUAAAGAGGCAGAACGAGAAGUAAGCUCAGGCGCCGCCAAGCGAUUUUCAUUAUAACACAAGAGAGGACAGAAGAUUUGUUAGGUAGGCAAACAUUUAGCUACAAGCUAUGUAGCGAUUAAUUACAAAGCAAAUACAAAUACUUAUCUGCUUGGUAGUUCCAAGGAGUGUUCAAGGUUACAGAACAAUAUAACACAGAGAAGAAAUCCUUAAAUACUUUAAAUCUUCUCUCGCAUCUGACAAACAGCUUAUUCCAAAAUGGCGGCAAUAUUACUCUUCUUUUAUGUUUAUGUUAAUUUGCCCUCUUUACCUCAACUGUGUUUGCAAAUUACAAAAGAACUUCGACCUUGAAGCGAGGCCAAUUAAUAUUAUUCUAUAGGGCCAAUAGGCCUCUUUGGUGUGUAUCUUUUGUUUUCCCGCUGAAAGUCUCGGGGCAAUUUGCACGUGAGUAGACAAAAUAUGUAAGAAACAGUUCUCAAAAGUAUUAUCAUAUGAUCUACGUACGUUGGAAAAAUAAAAAAUACAAGCUAAAGAGGUCUAUUUAACAUUAUCAGUCGGCCUCCAUAUUUGGGUAAGAUGUAUGCGCUUUGUUUUUUUCUGUCUUACCAAGAAGCACUUUUUUAUGUCCCUAUGCAAAUAUAAAUCACAUUUUACAUAGUAAUAAUAAUAAUAAUAACAAUAAUAAUAAUAAGUACAAAACCAUUCAUAGCCAGCAAAGUAAAUUAAAACUUUUUUUUCUUUCAAAGGUUAGAUUGAUACCAUUUCGGACCUCAGGCGAAGUCAUAGAAGCUGUUAAUGUAACGUCGUACGGACUAUCUGCUUCGAUUUGGUGCAGAAAUGUUAGUUUAGCUCACUCCGUGGCAGACCAGCUAAAUUUCGGGUAAGGCCAUGAAUGGUAGCCUAACAAGACAGCCGACGUUCCUCGACGUUACCAUUGACCAUGCAUGGUUUUCCCGCGAAAUGACGCCUGAGGAACGAGGCAGAAAUCCCAUACUGAUGACGCGUCACUACCCAAUCAGAAGGACUUUCCUUAUUUAGGUAGAGAUGCGUCAUCAGAAUGGAAUCUCUGCAGUGUUCUUUUGGCGCUAUUUUGCGGAAAAAACCAGUGGUGACUUCGAGAAAUGUCUGCCGUUUUCUCAGCUAUAUGAAAGGCAGAUGUGAAAGAAAAUGUCACUAACAUACAUGCAAGUCUGUCCCCAUUCCGAAUUGAGAAUGCAUGAGACCUUUAAUUCUUCUUGCACAAGACUUCAAUGAGCCUUGAAUAAAGAUUCUUUACGUUUAAGCCAAAAUUUGGCAGCAAUAUCGAUCGCCCCAGUUUGGCCGGCCGGGUGAGUUUCAGUCUGAAAAUAAUAACUGGUUUUUACAAUGGCUUGAGGUUUGACGAAUACGAAGGAGAACAAUUCGAAUUCACCUUAUUAUUGCUAUUGUCGUGACAAUUUAAUUGGCUCUGUAGUCUUGAGUCGGUGAUUGCUAUGUUUCAUCUGUGCUUUUUAAGAGUGAACCUUACCGUCUUUUUGUCACAGUGAUUAGGUUUGGUCCCCACCGACUGAUUUCUGAGAGAGAGUUAUGAAAUACAAGGAAUGAGAAAAUUUACCCACAACUUACGAAUCACUGUAACUCGAAAAAACAGGGGGAAAGACGGAUAUUUGGCAAAACUUAAUGUUUGUUUUGCUUUUUAUUUUAUUUUAUUUCUGUAUUAUUUUUCAUUUGUAAUUUUAUUUUAUCCUUUUUUCACUUAAUUUCUUUUUCAUUAUCUUAGCUCGGUGUGGAUAAACAGCUGGCUGCCAAACAAUCCUAGCAUGCCUUCAGAGGGAUGGAAACACAGUGGACCAGGAAGGACAGGAGGCCUUUACUCUAUGGACUUCUACACUGAACUAAAAACCGUCAACAUAAGAUUAUAAAUCGUCCCGAGACAUUUAACUUUU
Porites evermanni is the source of this 10352-nucleotide messenger RNA. Lineage: Eukaryota; Metazoa; Cnidaria; Anthozoa; Scleractinia; Poritidae. The record is from the annotation of a GenBank genome assembly.